This is a messenger RNA of Aspergillus campestris IBT 28561, 2912 nucleotides long. RefSeq names its product DEAD/DEAH box helicase. The record is from RefSeq and is a predicted model, not a curated record. Lineage: Eukaryota; Fungi; Ascomycota; Eurotiomycetes; Eurotiales; Aspergillaceae. Gene Ontology annotation, molecular function: ATP binding; DNA translocase activity; ATP-dependent chromatin remodeler activity. The coding region runs from base 42 to 2912 and encodes 956 amino acids. The transcript has 3 exons. Gene Ontology annotation, cellular component: nucleus. Gene Ontology annotation, biological process: reciprocal meiotic recombination; double-strand break repair via homologous recombination.
AAGAUGCGGAUACCUCCACGAACUAAUCCACCAUCAUCGCGAUGGUCUUCAAACCCUUCAAACCUCCUCUAAUGAGGAAACCCACAGUCCCGUCCACGACAGACACAACAGACGGACCAGCGGAUCCCGCCCCUCCCCCCUCGAAGAAACCGCGUCUGAGCGACGAGCACAAGCAACCUGCCACCGAAACGAGCAGGAAGCCGUUGGUGCAGGUGCGGAAUGUGCGUGAGCAUCACCACGACUACCCGGUGAAAGACAAGAACAAGGAGAAGGACAACUCGGUGGAUUUGACAGAUGAUAGAUAUUUCAACGCUUUGUGGCGCAAACCGACGACGAAGAAGAAUAAGACGUGGGAUGGGGACGGCGUGCUUUCUGCGCGUGAUGGGUAUGUUUAUUUGCAGGAUGUUUCUGGGAAGGAGAUGGGAAGGGCGAUGAUUGGGGCGAGGCUUGAGCAGGGUGUUAUGUUGUCCAUUGGGGGGAAGGAGGUUGAGGUCGAUGAGGAGAUUCCGAGGGAGGAGUAUCUUUCUGGGAAGAGGUUUUUGGGGGGGAGGGAGGCGAAGCCUUCUCCCUCGGUAUCGUCGUCGACGUCUCUGGUGGGAAAGGGGCCAGCCAGUGUUUCUGCCAAGAGGACGGCGGGUUCUACGGGGGAGACGAAGCUGCCGCGGGCUGGUGCGAUUGCUACGGUGCCGAAUCCUGCGUCGUUGGGUAGACCUGGGGCUAGAUUGGGUGCUUAUAAAAGGCCGCUUUGGGAGGGUGCUCCGCUCGCGCAGAAUACGGCUUCUACUGCUGAGCCUAUUCCGCGGCAUGAUCCGAAGCAGCCCGGCGCUUUGGUGAUGAAGCGGCCGGCGUCUGCGCCCAAGGGGAAGCAGAUUGUUGAUGUCGUGGUGGAUCCUAUUCUCGUCAAGCAUUUGCGGCCGCAUCAGCGGGAGGGCGUUCAGUUCCUCUACGAGUGUGUGAUGGGGUUGCGGCCGUUUAAUGGUGAGGGGGCUAUCCUGGCGGAUGAUAUGGGGCUGGGGAAGACCCUGCAGACUAUCGCGCUGCUGUGGACUCUUCUCAAGCAGAACCCUAUCUAUGAAAGUGGCCCCGUCGUGAAGAAGGCGCUCAUCGUCUGCCCUGUGACGCUCAUCAACAACUGGCGGAAGGAGUUCAAGAAGUGGCUCGGAAACGAGCGGAUAGGAGUCUUUGUGUACGAUGACAACAGAAAACGCAUCACGGACUUCACGAUGGGAAAGGCAUAUAAUGUCAUGAUUGUGGGCUAUGAGAAGUUGAGGACGCUGCAAGAGAACUUGACCAGAGGCGCUGGGGUCGAUAUUAUCAUUGCCGACGAAGGCCAUCGGCUGAAAACGCUGCAGAAUAAGAGCGGUAUGGCAAUCCAGUCGCUGAAUGCCAACAAACGGGUCAUUCUCUCUGGCACGCCAAUCCAGAAUGAUCUGAGGGAGUUCUUCGCCGCCGUUGAGCUGGUCAAUCCCGGCGUGUUGGGGACUUUCAAGGCGUUUGUUCGGGAGUUUGAGGGGCCGAUUGUGAGAAGCAGACAGCCAGAGGCAACCCGGAAGGACAUUGAAAAGGGCGAGUCGAGGAACGAAGAGCUGCGAGAGCUCACCUCCAAGUUCAUGCUGCGCAGGACAGCGGAGAUUUUGGCAGAGUACCUUCCCCCGAAGUCGGAGUAUGUCUUGUUCUGCACUCCGACGUCAACCCAGGCAAACAUCUACCGGCAUGUGCUUGCGUCUCCGGUGUUCCAGUAUGCCAUUGGAAACUCGGAGAACGCUCUCCAGCUCAUCACUAUUCUCAAGAAGCUCUGCAACAGCCCGUCCCUUCUGACUCCCAAAAGUGCAACCGAGGCGCCCAGCGAGACGAUCUCCGCACUCCUAUCUUCCCUUCCCCCAAAUCUACUCCGCCACUUCUCUCCCUCCGCCAGUGCCAAAAUCCGUGUCCUGGACCAGUUUCUCUACAACCUACGCAACACGACCUCAGAAAAGGUCGUUCUCGUCUCAAACUACACAUCCACCCUCAACCUCCUCGCCACCCUCCUCACCGCUCUCUCCCUCCCCUUCCUCCGCCUCGACGGCUCCACCCCAGCCCAGAAACGGCAAUCCCUCGUCGAGGAUUUCAACCGCCACCCACCCGACCUCUGCUUCGCCUUCCUCCUCUCCGCCAAAGCAGGCGGCACAGGUCUAAACCUGAUCGGCGCCAGCCGCCUCGUCCUCUUCGACGUCGACUGGAACCCAGCGACCGACAUCCAAGCCAUGGCGCGUAUCCACCGCGACGGCCAGAAACGCCACUGCCGCAUCUACCGUAUCCUACUCAAAGGCAGCCUCGAAGAGAAGAUCUGGCAGCGCCAGGUCACCAAGCUGGGUCUUGCGGACAGCGUCAUGGAGAAGAAGAAUACUGCAGCGCAGUUUUCCCGCAACGAGCUGAAGGAUCUCUUCCGACUGGAUCAGGAAAGCCGGUGCCAGACUCACGAACUCCUUGGGUGCGAGUGCAAUGGCACCGGCCGUGUUGGCCUCCCGCCUAGCGAUGGUCCCUUAUCAGACGAUAAGAAAGACGACGACGACGAAGAUGAAGAAGAGGACUUCCCUGACCUCCCCACCCUCAUCAAAGCCUCCCAGGUAGACAUGGACCAGCAAGAAAAACAAAUCCGAUCCCGACAACGAGGGCGCCGUUCUCGGCAGAUAACAACAAUAUCUUCUUCCAGCGACAACGAAGAAACAGAAGACGGGCAGCUCCAAAACAUGCACCAGUCUCUCGCGCAGUACGCGCAUAUCGAUCCCUGUCUACUCUCUGGUAAUGAGGGAGAGAGUAUCCAGCAGAGUAUCGAUGAUGAUGUGCUGCUUUCUGUGCUCAGGGAUGAGGAUAAUCGUGUUGGGUACAUCUUUAAGAAGACUAGUGCGGGAGAGGCGAAGGUUGAUGCGUGA